Molecule: messenger RNA, 3206 nt
Organism: Botrytis cinerea B05.10
Lineage: Eukaryota; Fungi; Ascomycota; Leotiomycetes; Helotiales; Sclerotiniaceae
Exons: 6
Coding region: 76-2361 (761 amino acids)
Biological process (GO): activation of GTPase activity
Molecular function (GO): GTPase activator activity
Source: RefSeq, a predicted model, not a curated record
GAUUUAAAUAGUCCGAGACAUAGGAGCGUCGUCAUUAACCUCCCUUUUUCGGACAUCAUAUAUCUGCUCGUGAUAAUGAGGUCUUUGGAGGAUUCUAGAAAGAGGUGGCAGGUGACGAUAAAGUCCGCAUCUAACUUGACCGAACUCAAGAAAUCACUGAGGAUCGAUGGAGAAAACAGUCCUUGCGACGGAGGGUUGAGAUCUAUCUGUUGGAAGACAUUUCUGUUGUUUCAAAACACAGAGAUCACAGGUUGGGCACGAGGACUUGAGGAUUCACGAAGUGCUUAUACCUCUUUGAGAGAACAUUUCUUGAGAUUUAUCGAACAUCCAAACAAUCUAGGGUCUUCAUUAGAUCCUCUGGAUGAUGAUAAACACUCACCAUGGAAUACCCUUCGGAAAGAUGAAGAGAUUCGUGCCGAAAUAUUUCAGGAUAUUGAGAGAUGCAUGCCAGAAGAACCAUACUUCCGUCGAGCCGACAUUCAAAGGCUCAUGCUAGAUGUAUUAUUUAUCUUUUGCAAAAUCAACCAGGAUGUAGGUUAUCGUCAGGGCAUGCAUGAGAUACUGGCUCCAAUUCUAUGGGUAGUGGAGCAAGAUUCUAUUGACCCCGGAGACAUCAAUAGUGACUCGGCCGAAUCAGAAACAGAUUCACCAGAUUCGAUUAUGAAGCAGUGUUUAGAUCGUAAAUUCAUCGAGCACGACGCCUUCACUCUCUUGUCUUUAGUCAUGAGAUCAGCAAAGUCAUUUUAUGAGUUAGGUGACCCUGGUCAAAGAACCCCUCAAAUUGGUGGCGGAACACCUCAGAAUGGCGCAUCUCCUAUUGUUGAAAGGAGUAAGCGAAUUCAUGAAAUAUACCUGGCUCGUGUAGACCCGCGACUAGCCAAACAUCUUACAGAUAUUGAGAUUCUACCACAGAUAUUCUUGAUACGUUGGAUUAGGUUGCUCUUCGGGCGCGAGUUUCCUUUUGUCGAUCUACUAUCAGUGUGGGAUACUCUUUUCGCUGAGGAUCCAGAAUUAGAUCUUGUGGAUCUCAUAUGUGUAGCAAUGCUACUUCGAAUUCGUUGGCAACUAAUGGAAUCGAACUACUCGCUAGCCUUAAUGCUUCUACUCAAAUAUGAGUGCCCUCCAAAUCCUCAAACAUUCGUCGAUGAUGCAAUCUUCCUACGAGAUAAUUUCAAUGCUAGUGGCGGAUCCCAGAUUAUCCAUAAAUAUAGUGGGAAGUACCCACAGCGAGAUAAAUCGUCACCACCACCUGAUGCUCCUCUUGAAGGCAGCCUCAGCCCCAGACAGCUGCUCAUGCGAAAUAGAUCCUCAUUGACCACCCCUGCUCGAUUUUUACAACAGCAAGGAGGCGUUGAGGCGUUGAUUCAAGGUGCUGCAAAAGGUGUUUACAAUAGGGGAGAGCGUCUUGGCAUUAAUCAAGCUGUGCGCGAUGCAAUGGAAGAAGUGAAGAAGAAUAUGCAAGGGCUACAAACCCCAAGAAGCAACAAUUCUCCUAGGAGGGCUAGUGGUGCUUCACGAUGGUCUCUUGAUGAUGGGCGUGUAAUGCCUGCCUCGACAGCUAUCAUGGCAACAAUGAACGAAAGGAACAGGCAAUUGGCUGUCAUGCUAGAUCAUGCAAUGAAAGAUCUGAGAUCUGUUUCUGUGUCAGAAGAAAGUAACCGAGAAAAGUGCAUUGAGGCAAUGGAAAUGGCUAUUGCUAAAGUUGAUUUCGUAAAAGUUUACUUGGAGGACUCUACUAUGCCACUUCCAAUUCUUUCACCAAAUAUCAAUAGCAGAAAUGAACCUGCCAAACCAGAAGCGGAUACACCGAAAGUUUUAUCUCCGCCAAUCUCAGAUCACAGGCAGACAUCUUCACCAGAAACUCCCACCAUAACUUCGGACCCAGGCAAUGCUCUGACAAAAGAUACAAAUGACCUAGACGAGUCAUCCAUAUCAACGCCUGACAUUAGUCAAGCUUCAAGGGAAGCAAUUGAUCUCUCCUCAAACGAGCGGUCUACAAUUAUCGAACCCAAAAUGGAAAGAGAAGAUAUGAGGUCUGCAACAACCGAGAGACCCGAAGCACCAAUUCCCACUAGAUCUUCGAUUGCUCAAUCAUCGUUCUCCUGGAUGCUAGAACCAGAUCAAGCAUCUAGCCCCACGGCAAAAUCAUCACCCCCAAAGAGUUCUUCCCCAUUUUUAAGAACUGGAAAGCGACCUACAUCCGGUGCUGGUCGAGAAAAGGCAGCGUUUCUGUUUGGGGAUGACGACGGUGACUUCCAACUUCCAAUACCAAAAUCUCCAAUGCCAAACGCGGAAGAAGCCUUCAAGCUAGGAACAUUAAAACGAAUAAAAGAGAAAGUCGAUGAACAUACGGAUGAAUAGUAUGGUUAUAUUAUCUCUUUUGUCUACUCAACAACACACUUCAUGAUUGGAUUCAUCAGUAAACGCGAAUCCAUCAAUACACGAAUGACGACGGGGCAUUGAAUUGAUCACUUGUUGCAAGCCAUCUAUGAAAUAUGAUAGAAAAAGGACGAAUGGGGUGAUCACCUAACAUCAGCUGCGAGCCUGACCUUUUUUCGAACGUCGGAUAGCAGAACACUACUGCAAGCUGGCAAUGCAGGUAUACGCGAAAUGUAGGAAGCCUCCAAUUCGUCUAGGUAUUUAAGUAACACCAGUUGAAACUGGCUGCUCAUCAUAUUUCGUAACUGGCUCCGACAAUCGCUCGAAGCAGGAUUUGCAAAGCCCAAGACUAAUGAAUGUCAUCGUCGGAAUAUGGGCCAGCGUUGUAAAUAUAGGAAUGAUCAUGAGAGGUCGUCAACAUCAAAUUGUUUCAUAUGGUUAACGAAAUUAAGAAGUAUACAUGUCAUGUUUCCCAACCUAUUCAUUCAUACUGUCUUUGAUGUUGGUUUGACCAUGGAGAGGAGUCAUGUACAGGUGACUAUAAGCCCUUUCUCCAUCUGCGAUUGUUCCCCUAUGAAGUUUGCCUUCCAUGUCAAAAGAAGUAUAUAAAGCAUUUGAAUCUUAAGAGCUCGAGCUCUCCUUGACCAUUCGCCUUAGUUCGAACCCUUGAGAAUGCUCGGGGGGUGAUUUGCUAUUGAUGACGUUAAGGCACCACAAGUAGAUACACCAUAUACCAAUGAUAUCAAAAGAACACUGUCAGCCUUCCUGUCAUUGUUAUUUACAUGCACAACAAAGAUGGCGAGAUGGUGAAAUGCGUGCUUGAUGCA